GCAGGUCCUUUAUACUUAUUCUGUUUUCUGUACAACAUGUAUAUGGGGGUGGGAAGAAAUACAUGAGUCCUUGCGGAGGAAGAGAUUGCUCCAUUUGCCAGUGCUUCCCUGAGAAGGGCUCUCGGGGUCAACCAGGACCACUAGGGCUGCAAGGCCCAAUAGGGCCUUUGGGGACCCCCGGACCCAUUGGGAUUCCAGGAGAGAAGGGGCUGAGAGGUGACACUGGCCUUCCUGGAGCAGCGGGGGAGAAAGGAGACAAGGGUCCAACUGGUGUUCCUGGAUUUCCAGGUUUGGAUGGUGUACCUGGUCACCCAGGGCCUCCUGGAUCCAGAGGCAAACCUGGCUUGAAUGGCUACAAUGGCUCAAGAGGUGAUCCAGGGUUUCCAGGGGAAAGAGGAGCUCCUGGCCUGGGAGGCCACCCAGGUCUUCCUGGAGAAAAUGGAGAAAAGGGAGAUUCGGUGUUCAUUUUAGGUACCAUUAAAGGUAUUCAGGGAGACAGAGGGGACCCAGGACCGCCCGGCUUCCCAGGAUCUAGGGGUGCAAGAGGACCGGCCGGCCCCAUGGGAUACCCUGGAGCACCAGGGUCAGUGGGACCUCCGGGCCAUCCUGGGAGUCCAGGUGUGAAGGGCAAUCCUGCUGUAGGAGUGAAAGGGCAAAUGGGAGACCCGGGUGAGGUUGGCCAGCAAGGUUCUCCUGGACCCACCCUAUUGGUAGAACCCCCUGAUUCUUCUCUCUACAAAGGAGAAAAGGGCAUAAAAGGAAUUCCUGGGUUGGCUGGAUGGCCGGGCCCACCAGGACACAAGGGAGAGCCUGGUAUUGGGGCAAAAGGAGAGAAGGGUAUUCCUGGAUUCCCAGGACCCCGGGGUGACCCUGGUUCCGACGGAUCUCCAGGUUUUCCAGGAUUAAAGGGAGAACAAGGACUGGUUGGAGCUCCUGGGCUGUUUGGAUUUCUUGGUCCAAAGGGGGAUCCUGGAGACCGUGGGUACCCGGGACCACCAGGUGUUUUGGUAACUCCAUCUCUUCCACUCAAAGGUCCUCCAGGGGACCCAGGGUUCCCUGGCCGAUAUGGAGAAAUGGGGGCUGUUGGACCACCUGGCCCUCCAGGUCCCUUGGGCAGACCAGGAGACACUUGUCCAGGCCUGGCGGGACCCCCUGGGCCACCAGGGUUUCCUGGUCCUCCAGGGCUUCCUGGGCUACCUGGUGUUCCUGGGAGACCAGAUUCUGCUCCAGGAAAGCCAGGGAGGCCAGGCCCACCCGGCCUGCCUGGAGCCCCAGGGCUGCAGGGACCCCCGGGAUCACAUGUGAUGUAUUGCAGCGCUGGGCACCCGGGACCCCAAGGACUUAAGGGCAGAGUGGGCCCCCCAGGAGGAAGAGGCUCAAAAGGAGAAAAAGGAAAUGAAGGACUCUGUGCCUGCAAACCUGGCCCUAUGGGUCCUCCUGGUCCUCCAGGACUUCCUGGGAAGCAGGGGAGUAAAGGAGACUUAGGACUGCCGGGCUGGCUUGGAGAAAGAGGUGACCCAGGCCCUCCUGGUGCUGAAGGAUCUCGGGGGCCACCAGGAAAACCUGGUGCUUCAGGACAUCCUGGUGACAAAGGAGCCAAGGGUGACAUGGUUGUACCUAGAGUUAAAGGGCACAAAGGAGAAAGAGGCCCUGAUGGGCCUCCAGGAUUUCCAGGACAGCAUGGACAACAUGGUCAGGAUGGAUAUGCUGGAAGAAAAGGGGAUCCAGGACCCCGGGGGGAUCAUGAAGACGCAGCCCCAGGUGGUAAAGGGUUUCCUGGACCACCAGGCCUCCCCGGGAAAGCAGGACCCGUGGGGCCACCAGGACUGGGAUUUCCUGGUCCACUGGGAGAGAGAGGUCUACCUGGAGUUCCGGGCCACCCAGGUGUGAGGGGCCCCGAUGGCUUGAAGGGGCAGAAAGGUGACACCAUCCUUUGUAAUGUAACCUACCCUGGGAGGCCAGGGUCUCCAGGAUUUGAUGGACCUUCAGGUCCAAAGGGAUUUCCAGGCCCCCCGGGUGCUCCUGGGCCAAGGUGUUUGGAUGGGCAGAAAGGCCAACGGGGCAAACCAGGAAUACCAGAAAUUCCAGGUCCACCUGGUUUUCGCGGUGACAUGGGUGAUCCAGGCUUGGGAGGUGAAAAGGGAUCCUCCCCUGUUGGGCCCCCGGGCCUUCCUGGGCCACCUGGAGUGAAAGGUCAGAAAGGAAUCCCCGGAGACCCUGCAUUUGGUCACCCAGGACACCCUGGAGACAGAGGUCCCCCAGGCGCGCCAGGCAUGAGAGGACCCAGCGGUGACCCUGGAUGUCCAGGGGCAGAAGGGGUAGCUGGUGUUCCUGGACUCCCGGGUCUGAAAGGUCCAAAAGGCAGAGAGGGAAGUGCUGGAUUUCCAGGUAUCCCAGGGGAGCCUGGCCAUUCCUGUGAAAGAGGCGCACCAGGAAUCCCAGGUCAACCAGGACUCCCUGGGGCUCCAGGAAGUCCAGGUGCCCCAGGUUGGAAAGGGCAGCAAGGAGAUGUGGGGCCUCCAGGACCAGCAGGAAUGAAGGGCCUCCCUGGGCUCCCAGGACUUCCAGGGGCAGAUGGAUUCCCAGGACCUCCAGGAAUUCCAGGACCCUUUGGGGAAGAUGGGCUGCCAGGUCUUCCAGGCCCAAAGGGACCCCAGGGGCUGCCUGGCUUCGCAGGCUUUCCUGGAGAGAGAGGAAAGCCAGGUCCAGAGGGACAACCUGGCAGAAAGGGAGAGAGUGGAGAGAAAGGCUGGCCUGGUUUCCCAGGAGAUCAGGGAGCAAGAGGUGUCAAAGGAGCAAGGGGGCCUCCUGGAUUUGAAGGAGAAAUGGCUAUCAUUUCCAUCAAGGGGAAACCUGGGGAACCUGGGCUUCCCGGGGACAAUGGCUUCCCAGGAGAGAGAGGUGAUACAGGAAGUCCUGGAAUGCAGGGGAGAAGAGGAGAGCCAGGAAGAUAUGGACCCCCCGGAUUCCACAGAGGGGAACCUGGUCGAAAUGGGCAGCAUGGACUUCCUGGACCCCCUGGCCCUCCAGGCUCACCGGGCCUAAGAGGGAUCAUUGGCUUUCCAGGGUUUCCAGGAGAUCAGGGUGAGCUGGGCUCUCCUGGUCCCCCUGGAUUUUCAGGAAUUGAUGGAGCAAGAGGACCUAAAGGAAACAAAGGUGAACCUGCCAGUCAGUAUGGUCCACCUGGUCCUAAGGGUGAACCAGGCAGCCCUGGAUGCCAAGGACAUGGUGGAGCCCCUGGAGAUCAAGGUCUACCUGGAGUUCAAGGACUGAAAGGACCACCAGGAAGGCCAGGCCUGCCUGGCUCCUUGGGACCACCAGGGUGUCCAGGUGAUCAGGGGAUGCCUGGGCAGAAGGGCCAUCCAGGAGAAAUGGGAGACCCUGGGCCCAGAGGUCUCCCGGGGGAUCCAGGGAUACCAGGACCUCCAGGAAUAAAAGGUCCUUCAGGGUCUCCUGGUCUGGACGGCUUGCAUGGUUUGAAAGGUGAGAAAGGAAGCAAAGGUGCCUCAGGUUCACAUGAAAUGGGCCCACCUGGUCCAGUGGGACUACCUGGGUUAAGAGGGGAGAUGGGAGACCCCGGGAGCCCGGGAAUUUCUCCUCCUGGCCUUUUUGGUGAAAAAGGUCCCCCAGGUCCUCCAGGGAGACCAGGACCACCCGGUCCUGCAGGCAUCCCAGGACAUGUUCCUAUUGGUGAUAUUCCUUACCCGGGUCCACCUGGAGAUCGGGGACCUCCUGGCCCUGAUGGUCCAAGAGGAGCACCCGGGCUUCCAGGCCCCCCUGGGAGAGUUGACUGUCUGAGAGGGGAACCAGGUGACUGCGGUCUGCCAGGGCCUCCAGGACCACCAGGUCCCCCAGGCCCUCCAGGGUGCCAGGGUGUUCCAGGAUGUGAUGGAAAAGAUGGCCAAAAAGGACCGAUGGGAUUUCCAGGGCUUCCAGGGCCACCUGGUCUUCUAGGGCCACCUGGAGAGAAGGGUUUACCUGGACCUUCAGGUAGAAAAGGACCCACAGGUCCUCCAGGUCCCAGAGGUGAACCGGGGCCACCUGCAGAUGUGGAUGCCUGCCCCCGGAUCCCAGGUCUUCCUGGAGUGCCAGGCCCAAGAGGACCAGAAGGACCCAUGGGGCUCCCAGGACAGAGAGGCCCUCCGGGACCAGGGUGCAAAGGAGAACCUGGGCUGGAUGGCAGGAGAGGCAAUGAUGGCAUCCCUGGGUCUCCUGGGCCUCCUGGACGCAAAGGUGACGCUGGAGAGGCGGGUUGCCCUGGAGCCCCAGGCCCUCCUGGUCCCCCUGGUGAUCCUGGGCCCAAAGGGGUUGGCCCUGGAUACCUCAGUGGCUUCCUCCUAGUACUCCACAGCCAGACAGAUCAAGAACCCUCCUGCCCUGUGGGCAUGCCCCGACUCUGGACCGGGUACAGUCUGUUAUACCUGGAAGGACAGGAGAAAGCUCACAAUCAAGACCUUGGUCUGGCGGGGUCUUGCCUUCCGGUGUUUAGCACGCUGCCCUUUGCCUACUGCAACAUCCACCAAGUGUGCCACUACGCCCGGAGGAACGACAGGUCCUACUGGCUGGCCAGCGCGGCGCCCCUCCCCAUGAGGCCCGUGGCGGAGGAGGAGAUCCGCCCGUACAUCAGCCGCUGCGCGGUGUGCGAGGCCCCUGCGCAGGCGGUGGCGGUGCACAGCCAGGACCAGACCAUCCCCCCGUGCCCGCGGGCCUGGAGGAGCCUCUGGAUCGGGUACUCCUUCCUGAUGCACACAGGAGCUGGGGACCAAGGAGGAGGCCAGGCCCUCACGUCGCCCGGCAGCUGCCUGGAAGAUUUCAGAGCGGCGCCCUUCCUGGAAUGCCAAGGCCGGCAGGGAACGUGCCACUUUUUUGCCAACGAGUACAGCUUCUGGCUGACGUCGGUGCGGGCAGACUUGCAGUUCUCCCCGGCCCCCUCGGCAGACACCCUGAAAGAAGGCCAGGCCCAGCGCCGGAAAAUCAGCAGGUGCCAGGUCUGCGUGAGGUACAGCUAGAGAAGCAGAAGCACCCGCCGGGGCCAAGAGACCUUCCCAGGGGGCCCCCGCUUCCCCGGCUCUGUGGGGCGAUUCAGCGGUGCUCACCGGGGACCCCACCUCACUCCCGGCUCUUCCCUGACUCAAGGUGGUCGCUCCCGUAGCCCUGCAGGUCCUCCUCCCUCCUUCCCCAGAGAGUAAGCAAAGGUGACACACGUGGAUUGGUGUGGACCUACCAAUCUAGAUGAAGCCCACAUACUCUUAUUUUACUGAGGACGAUGGAAGUACAGGCUUUAUUUGAAAAUAUACUAAUCCCCUGAAAGGUGAGUAGACGGUAAAGGCCAGAUUACAAAUUGUGUCACUGAAACUUUCAUUCAUUAGUUAAUAGCAGCUCAAACAAAUGACAUCAAUUACAACACCGUGACUUCUGGGUGGAUUUUACAGGAAGAAAGAAAUAGGGCAACAAAUGAAACCAGAAAGUAGAGAUUUUCAACAUUUCAAAAUGAUUUCCUCUGUAAUCUAUUCUUUUUUCCACACACUUUAAAUAAUUGUAAAACCAUGACCCAAAGAGACUUUAAAAAAGAGAAAGAAAAAAAAAAAAAAUCCACACGGCCAGCUUUAGCAGUUCAUUUCAAA
Messenger RNA from Sciurus carolinensis (gray squirrel), 5624 nucleotides. RefSeq names its product collagen type IV alpha 4 chain (gene Col4a4). Bases 63 to 5009 code for a protein of 1648 amino acids. Gene Ontology annotation, molecular function: extracellular matrix structural constituent. The record is from RefSeq and is a predicted model, not a curated record. Gene Ontology annotation, cellular component: collagen trimer. NCBI's taxonomy places the organism in Eukaryota, Metazoa, Chordata, Mammalia, Rodentia, Sciuridae. The transcript is spliced from 46 exons.